AUUUUCCCUUCGUAAAGGACAAAAACUCAAUUGACAUUAUAAGCUGGCGAAUCCUUAGUUUCUCUGCAAAAUGGUAUUUCGUAGGAAGCAAACCAAAAUUACUUCGUAAUUUAGAUGCCAAUAAGAUGGAUUCUGAAAAGAAACCAGUAUUUUAAUAUUAAGGCAAAUGCAAAUACGGUGCACUGCACUUGAAUGUUUGGAAACCAAAACAUCAUUUCUCUAACUUCAAUUGAAGAUUUUAAUUAAGUUUACUUUACUUGCUUUUCACGUCAUUGUGUAAUCGGAAACCUAGCAAAACAAAACUCGAUUUUCAAUUCAGUCUAAAUCAAUUUUUCAUAUAUUUUACUCAAAUAAACGACUACAAGAUGAUUGCAUGUGAACCGUAUUUGAGUGUUUUUGUCUUGCCCAGCUGUGCAGUUUUUAAUUAAUUUUGUUCGCUUUGCGCUGAUUAUACAUUAUAUUCUAUGUUGGCUGUGACUGAACGUGCCGUACCUACGCUGAGCAAAUUCAUCAAAGAGAAAAUAAUUCAUUUCUUGAAUAGUCGAUUAAUCUCGAUGAUAACCAUGUCAUUCAUGUUGUCUUUGCUGUACACGAAGGUACACAUGAGGUGCACGCCUCAUGCACGCCUUAAAUCAGUGAAUCUUUUUGACUCGCUUUAGUCUAACCGAAACGUUCUGCACGGUUCUGAUCAUUAUACUACUUUGGUUUUACAAAUCUUCGUAAUACUACGCCCUCCUUUGAUGAUCUACGCAAUGUAACUUUCUUGAAACAGAGAUUGCGCUAUUCAUAGGUAUUAGGGAGUUUAAGUAACGACGAUGGCGACGCCAUGGACAACGUCGACUAAAAAAUGAAUUCAUAUUUUUACCUAAGAAUUUUGCGGUACUCUAGUCAUUUCGAUUCGUUUGUUUCUCUUUGUCAAAUCUAUCCCAAAACUGAGUAUUGAACACAGCGUACAACUGGAAUUAAAAAUGUCUCCAGACGACGCAGACUUUGGGCAUUUCGCGUUGUUGUUUUGCAGGGGACGGCAAAGAAAUGUACCAAACAAUUAUAACGUACGUGCACAAUCGCUGCAUUUCUUAUUAAAUCUUUUGUUUAGCGACGUUCUCGUUGCCGUCUUCUUUAACUCCCUACUGAUGAGAAGUUAGGUGCGUGAACCAAAACUGCAUAAUUUAAAGUUGUUAGUCUACAUCAAGUGGCUGGUGGCAAGAGGUGGGGCGAAUAAAUACUGAUUGAACCAAUCCUACCGAUUGGUUCAUAUCCAUAAUUUAUCCAAAAAAGAAAUGUCUUCCAUGGUGAUGAUAAGAAUAUUUUUACUUUUUGAAUUAUUUGUUGGCCACAGGUGAAAGGAGAAGGGGAAAAUUCGUCUGAUGGUCGUUUUCCAAUCUCGGUGGACCGCCCUGUUCAAUAACACGAUGAAGCUUUUUACAAAUGAUUCGUUCAGGCUUUGCAUCCUGGAUGGUGUCGCAAGAGACCGCAGUUCUGUGUUUCACGCAGUAACUCUCACGGCUUUACUGAUCACUGCAAUUUUAUCUCCAGUGGCAGUGGUAGGGAAUGCAUUGAUCAUGGCUGCAAUUUGGAAGAACAAGUCUCUUAAAACACCAACCUACGUUCUUCUCCGUUAUUUGGCGUUUACUUAUCUUUGCAAUGGACUCGUCAUCCAGCCUUUUUUUGUUGCAGGCGAACUUAUUUGUUUGGAAACACCACAGAAGAUAAACAGUCUGCCUUUAUUCCAAAUUUCUACUGCAGUUAUUACAUAUGGAUGCGGUGCUUACAUUUGUUUCUUGUCUGUGUCGCUUCUUACACUGAUGGCAAUUGAAAGAUGGCUGCACAUGGCUCGCCGAACUUUGCUGACUGUUCGCCGUAUCCAUUUUAUCAUGGUAGCAGUCUCACUUCUUCUGAUUCCUUUUGCAGUCUUUCACUUUUUGCGCAUCUUCAAUAAUACGUAUCGACUCGCUACUGCUAUCACCUUUUUCUUCGUUUUCCUGUUUUGUACUAUAAGCACAACGCUUGCUUAUUUUAAAGUCUUUCAAAUCAUUCGGAGUCACAAACGACAAAUUCGAGCAAACGAACCGGCUCAUAACUUUUGCCAUCAGGCAAUCAACUUAAAAAAGUACAAAAAAUCUGUGUUCUCGAUGCUUUAUAUUUUAGGAGUAUUUUACAUUGGUUUCGUGCUCGUCCUUUUCUUCCUUGGACUAUCCAUCUGGUUGAAGGACUCUCAAUUAGAGUUGUUUUCUACAGUGUCAGCGUCAUUUUUGUUUUUGUCCUCUUCGCUUAGUCCUCUCAUUUACCUUUGGAGGAUGAGUGAUAUUCGCAAUGGUGUAAAGCAGUUGCUGAAGCAACUAUUUUGUAAGGUGGACAACUAAAUGAGAACUCAGAUGAAUGUAUAGUGUCAUAAAAUGACACUUUUCUGGUCUAUACGCUUAAGACACUUUAAAAUGCAUAUAGUUGACGAUAUCAGGAAGUCAGUGUAAAAUUUGAUCUUACCUAAAUCGCAACAUUUUGAAACAUAAUAUCAAAUAUCACCUUUAUAUUCAAAUGCAAAGCUGUCAUUUUUUCUUUGCAAUAGGCCAUGUUCGAAAUGUCAGUAACAUGGUUCAAAGGCUUUCGAGACAAACGCCUAUAUUUGGUGUUGUUUUCUUUGUAUCCAAGUGUCCUGUCCAAUUUCGGUAUAUUAAAAUUGAGCCCAAGACAAUAGAUCUCAGCACGAGGCUCUGGGGAAUAACUA
Messenger RNA from Orbicella faveolata, 2725 nucleotides. RefSeq lists its product as uncharacterized. Gene Ontology annotation, molecular function: G protein-coupled receptor activity. The record is from RefSeq and is a predicted model, not a curated record. Gene Ontology annotation, cellular component: membrane. NCBI's taxonomy places the organism in Eukaryota, Metazoa, Cnidaria, Anthozoa, Scleractinia, Merulinidae. Gene Ontology annotation, biological process: G protein-coupled receptor signaling pathway.